AUGGCAGUGCGAGCACUAAAGCAAACAGGAAGUCGAAACAUCGAAGCUGCUCUUGAGUACAUCAGUAAGAUGGGUUAUCUUGACCCCCGCAAUGAACUCAUUGUCCGUGUAAUCAAACAGACUUCUCCAGGAAAAGGUGGAAUGUCAAACACCCUGGACCACCGACCACUAGAGCCAUCCGCUGAAGCUGCAGCUAUGCCUCCGUACCACCAGAUGGGGGUACCUCUGUACGACGGAGCAGCUGGAUAUGGUCCUGAUGGAGAGAUGUCCAGAGCGUACAUGAGCCCGGGCCCAGUCAUGAAUUAUAUGCUGCCUCCUAAUGGUGCAGGACAAGGCCCUGCCAUGGGAAACCCAAUGGGCCGUCCCCCUAAUAUGGGCACCUAUCCACCCGUGAUGACGGGUCAAAGUAACCCCACUCCCAACAUGUACCCUCCGGGGGCUCAGCAGAAGGGCUACCCUGGUGCCCUGGAGCCCAUGAUGAGCUACAGUGUUGCAGGCCAGCCACUGCCCCCUGGAGGCCCGGGGGCACAUUUCGACUACGGCCAUGGCAGACCUCACAUGAUGGAGCCCGCUAACUACGGAGUCAAGAGGACCCCGUCUUUCCAGAACAAGAUGUCCUCAUCCCCCAUGGCCGCAGAGCAGUACAUGCAGAGUAAAAGUGCCAUGGGGCAGAGUGUGCCUGUUGCCACAGCAGGGGGGUAUCCUGCCAACAUGUACCUGUCCCACUCACACCCCCGGCAGAACAGCCCCACUUCUCAUCAGGUCCACCUCAUGUCCCGGCCCCCAGGGGGCGCCUUGGGGCCUGACUUCUCAGAAAUACCCCAAGGUCUAAUGACCCCAUCAAGAGCCAGCCUGAACCUGGACCUGUACGAGCACCACUGGACGGGACCCCCAGGUCCAGAGGGAGCGCCUUCAGCCCGACAGUCUCAGCCCCAGUGCCCCCCCUUCAGGGAGGUCCGUGUUCCGAGUAGAACCAACUCUUUCAAUAACCGUUCCACUGGACCUGGAAUCCGGCCCACGAUGUCUGCGCAGGACCCGUCCCUGGGACCCCCAAACACCAUCACUGCAGUGACCUCUCCCCCCAUCCAGAAGCCUGUGAGCAGCAUCCGAGUCCUGAGGCCAGAGCCCAAGACCGCUGUGGGCCCCUGCCACCCAGGCUGGAUGACCAGUCCAGGCUCGGACAGUGACACACUGAGUUAUGUCCCGGAGGAGACAUACAGCCUGGAGCCUGCGCAGGAGCCCCGCUGCCCGCCGCCUCCGUACCCCAAAAACCUGCUCCUCACUGGGACUGAGGCAGUCCCAGUUAUGGAUGGAGCUUUGUGUGGACCCCAGGAACCUGGGGCCAGGAGCUCACACGGCAGCAGUGGAGGGAGCAGCAAAGAGGAGAGCCAGCUGAAGGAGAAGGCCAAGGCACCAAAAGGAGGGAAGGCUGUGAAAGACAAGAAACAAAUCCAGACAUCACCCGUCCCCGUCAGGAAGAACGGACGAGAUGAGGAGAAGAGGGAGUCUCGCAUUAAGUCCUACUCACCUUUUGCAUUUAAGUUCUACAUGGAGCAGCAUAUUGAGAAUGUGAUGAAAACCCACCAGCAAAAGCUCAACCGACGACUGCAGCUGGAGCAAGAGAUGUCCAAGGCUGGUCUAUCGGAGGCAGAGCAAGAGCAGAUGAGGAAAAUGUUGAACCAGAAAGAAUCCAACUACAACAGGCUUCGUCGCGCUAAAAUGGACAAAUCCAUGUUUGUCAAGAUCAAAACUCUGGGCAUUGGUGCCUUUGGUGAAGUUUGUCUGACCAGAAAGGUGGACACUUGUGCGCUUUAUGCCAUGAAAACACUGCGCAAGAAAGAUGUCCUCAACCGCAACCAGGUGGCCCAUGUGAAAGCCGAGCGGGACAUCCUCGCAGAAGCAGACAACGAGUGGGUGGUGCGCCUCUACUACUCCUUCCAGGACCGCGACAGCCUGUACUUCGUCAUGGACUACAUCCCCGGAGGCGACAUGAUGAGCCUCCUGAUCAGAAUGGGAGUGUUUCCAGAAACGUUGGCUCGCUUCUAUGUGGCCGAGCUCACACUGGCCAUCGAGAGCGUGCACAAGAUGGGCUUCAUCCACAGAGACAUCAAACCAGACAACAUCCUCAUCGACCUGGACGGACACAUCAAACUGACAGAUUUUGGCCUCUGCACAGGCUUUCGCUGGACCCACAACUCUAAAUACUACCAGAAAGGAAGCCAUGCUCGACAAGACAGUAUGGAGCCCAGUGACUUGUGGGACGACGUGUCAAACUGCCGUUGUGGAGACCGUCUGAUGACUCUGGAGCAGAGGGCGAACAGGCAGCACCAGCGCUGUCUGGCCCACUCCCUGGUGGGAACGCCCAACUACAUCGCACCUGAAGUCUUACUGCGGAAAGGCUACACCCAGCUGUGUGACUGGUGGAGUGUGGGAGUGAUCCUCUUUGAGAUGCUGGUGGGACAGCCACCUUUCCUGGCCCCCACGCCAACGGAGACUCAGAUUAAGGUUAUUCACUGGGAGAGCACGCUUCAGGUGCCUGCUCAGGUCAAGCUCAGUCCUGAGUCCGUGGACAUCAUCGGUCGACUCUGCUGCUCGGCUGAGGACCGACUGGGAGCCAAUGGAGCUGGAGAAAUCAAGAGUCACCCGUUCUUCUCACAAGUAGAUUUCUCAAGCAACUUACGCCAACAGCCUGCACCCUACAGACCAAAGAUCGCCCAUCCCAUGGACACAUCCAAUUUUGACCCGGUGGAGGAGGAAGGGGGCCCCGGGGCCUGGAGCGACAGUGAAGACAGCACUCGGACACUGGACCUGCUCUGUUCGCCUCAAGGAAAACAUCCAGAGCACGCUUUCUAUGAAUUUACCUUCCGCAGGUUCUUUGAUGACAAUGGCUGCCCGUUCCGCUACCCUAAACCUUUGGACAAUUAUGUUUUGUCUGGAGCUGCUGGAGCCAGCAGCCCAGAGCAGGUGGAGGAGCAAGAAGAGGAAGAAGAGGAUGAAGAGGAGGGGGAGCAGGGAGAGGGCUGUGAACCAGUCUAUGUCUAA
Molecule: messenger RNA, 3042 nt
Organism: Knipowitschia caucasica
Lineage: Eukaryota; Metazoa; Chordata; Actinopteri; Gobiiformes; Gobiidae
Source: the annotation of a GenBank genome assembly